AAGUAUGGAUUUCCAGUAGGCAGGCGUCAGCCACCCCUAAGAUUCCCGCUAAGGCACCAGCCACGCUAAAGUUUACCUAAGCCUUUACAUAGAAUAGGUACCUACCUACUUGCCUCUUCCAACAACUUUGCGCUCAGUUACUACUAUCGAAAUCUCUGCAGGUUGAAUCUUACAUCUCCUAUCGAGGCUAGUUUCAGAGGUCCCCAAUACGGGACGGCGCUAAUUUUCAUCAUGCCACCUCCACCUCCUCCUCCGUCGCGGAGGAAUGACUCCAAAGCAUCCGCGGCCUCAAAAGAAGAGAACAUAUACAUUCCAUCAUUCAUCAGUAAACGUCCGUUCUAUGCCGGCGAAGAGGGCGACCAGACAGAUUAUCUCGAACAUCAGCGUCUCCAUAAAUCCAAAGAUGACCAGUCUAAAUGGUAUGACCGUGGCAAGAAACUGGGGCCUGCGGCCACCAAAUAUCGGAAGGGCGCAUGCGAAAACUGCGGCGCGAUGACACACAAGGCGAAAGACUGCCUCAGCCGGCCGCGCGCAAAAGGCGCGAAAUGGACUGGGAAAGACAUUCAAGCCGACGAGGUCAUACAAGAUGUACAGCUGGGCUGGGAUGCCAAGCGUGAUCGUUGGAAUGGCUACGACCCGAAGGAGUAUCGCCACGUCGUCAACCGCUUCGCACAAAUGGAAGAGCUGCGAAACAAGGUCGACGGAGACGACAAGGGGGGGAAGGAGGAAGGUGAAGACGAUAGAGACGACGGCGAGAAGUACGCCGAAGAGUCAGACAUGGGGCGACAUCAGAGCACGGCAACUAGGCAGCUACGUUUACGAGAAGAUACAGCGAAGUAUCUACUCAAUCUUGACCUCGAGUCAGCGAAGUACGAUCCAAAAACGAGAACUAUGGUCGACGCCGGAGCUACAGCAGAUAAAGCUGCGCAACUCUUUGCGGAAGAAGGGUUUCUGCGCGCAUCAGGUGACGCCGCGGAGUUCGAAAAGGCGCAGAGAUACGCCUGGGAGAAGCAAGAAAAGAGCGGCGACACGAGUCAGCAUUUGCAGGCUAACCCUACAGCUGGAGAGUUCCUGCGCAAGAAAGAACAGGAAGAAGCUGAAAAGAAGAAGGCCGCGCAACUGAAAGCACUACAAGAAAAAUAUGGUGGAAACGAGAACACGAUAUCGCCAGCGCUCCGCGAUGUUAUCGUGACCGAAUCAGAGCACUUUGUCGAAUAUGAUGAAGCGGGUCUCAUCAAGGGCGCCCCAACGACCGUUUCAAGAUCAAAAUAUGCCGAGGACGUAUUUACGAAUAACCAUACAUCGGUCUGGGGCAGCUGGUGGUCCAACUUUAAAUGGGGCUACGCAUGCUGCCAUUCGUUCAUGAAGAAUAGCUACUGUACGGGAGAGGAAGGCAAAAAGGCUUGGGAAAAUGCUGAGAGGCACCGAACAGGGACCGGCCUCAUAGAAGAUGUGCCCGCCCAGGACGAGCAAUCAAGAGCGCAUCAAGAGAAAACCGAGUCUGUUAAACCAGCGGCCAAGAAACGGACCAUGGAAGAAAUGAUGGGUGGUGUUACGGAAGCGGAACUCGAUGAAUACAGGAGGAAACGUACAGCAGCCGAUGAUCCUAUGGCCAAAUAUUUAGGUAAAGACCAGUUAGCAUCAUAGUAGCCACCAGAAGAUUGAACACAAAGAAGUAAAUGCGCAG
Xylaria bambusicola is the source of this 1687-nucleotide messenger RNA. RefSeq names its product putative mRNA splicing protein. Gene Ontology annotation, cellular component: spliceosomal complex. Gene Ontology annotation, molecular function: pre-mRNA 3'-splice site binding. The transcript has a single exon. Gene Ontology annotation, biological process: mRNA splicing, via spliceosome. The record is from RefSeq and is a predicted model, not a curated record. The coding region runs from base 232 to 1647 and encodes 471 amino acids. Lineage: Eukaryota; Fungi; Ascomycota; Sordariomycetes; Xylariales; Xylariaceae.